Odocoileus virginianus texanus is the source of this 5632-nucleotide messenger RNA. RefSeq names its product procollagen-lysine,2-oxoglutarate 5-dioxygenase 2 (gene PLOD2). NCBI's taxonomy places the organism in Eukaryota, Metazoa, Chordata, Mammalia, Artiodactyla, Cervidae. Gene Ontology annotation, biological process: peptidyl-lysine hydroxylation. Gene Ontology annotation, cellular component: endoplasmic reticulum. The record is from RefSeq and is a predicted model, not a curated record. Gene Ontology annotation, molecular function: iron ion binding; L-ascorbic acid binding; procollagen-lysine 5-dioxygenase activity.
GGCAGGCGAGCCGAAGCGACCAGUGCACGCAGCGGCGCGGCGGGUCAGCCGGCGGCCAAUAGCCGGGGUGCAGCCCGCCCCGUCGCCUCCCCCUCGGGGAGACUAUAAGUCGCCCGCGGCGGCAGGGGCGCCCGCCGCCCUGUGCUUCCCAAACCUCCGGGUUUCCCGCGCCGCUCUCCGCCCUGCUCGCGUUGCCGGCCGCCGGUCCCCCGCGCACAUUCUGCCCGCCCGCUCCCUCCUGCUGUCCUCGACCCGGGGCGGACCAGGGGUCCCCGCUCUCGCGAGAAGUGCGCCGCUGCCGGGCGGCUGGGGUGCCGGAGCCCGCGCGGGCCCUCGAGGGGCCGAAGAUGGGGUGGUGCUCUGUGAAGACGCAGCUGCUGCUGCUCCUGGCGGCGCUGAUCCUCCAGCCCUGGAAUCCCUGCCUGGGUACAGACUCCGAGAAGCCCUCCAGCAUCCCCACAGAUAAAUUAUUGGUCAUAACUGUAGCAACAAAAGAAAGUGAUGGAUUCCAUCGAUUUAUGCAAUCAGCCAAAUACUUCAAUUAUACUGUGAAGGUCCUUGGUCAAGGAGAAGAGUGGAGAGGUGGUGAUGGAAUUAAUACUAUUGGAGGAGGCCAAAAAGUGAGAUUGAUGAAAGAAGUCAUGAAACAUUAUGCCAAUCAAGAGGAUCUGGUUGUCUUGUUUACUGAAUGCUUUAAUGUUAUAUUUGCUGGUGGUCCAGAAGAAGUUCUAAAAAAGUUUCAAAAGUCAAACCACAAAGUGGUCUUUGCAGCUGAUGGAAUUCUGUGGCCAGAUAAAAGACUAGCAGACAAGUAUCCCAUUGUGCACAUUGGGAAACGCUACCUGAAUUCAGGAGGAUUUAUUGGUUAUGCUCCUUAUAUCAACCACAUAGUUCAACAGUGGAAUCUCCAGGAUAAUGAUGAUGAUCAGUUAUUUUACACUAAAAUUUACAUUGAUCCACUGAAGAGGGAAACUAUUAACAUCACAUUGGAUCACAAAUGUAAAAUUUUCCAGACCUUAAAUGGAGCUGUAGAUGAAGUUGUUUUGAAAUUUGAAAAUGGAAAAGCCAGAGCUAAAAAUGUAUUUUAUGAAACAUUACCAGUGAUGAUUAAUGGAAAUGGGCCCACCAAGAUCCUCCUGAAUUAUUUUGGAAACUAUAUACCUAAUGCAUGGACACAAGAUAAUGGUUGCACUCUUUGUGAAGUGGAUACAAUUGACUUGUCUGCAAUAGAUGUCUAUCCAAAUGUAACAAUAGGUGUCUUUAUUGAGCAACCAACCCCUUUCCUACCUCGAUUUCUGAACACAUUGUUGACUCUGGAUUACCCAAAAGAAGCACUUAAAUUCUUUAUUCAUAACAAAGAAGUUUAUCAUGAAAAGGACAUCAAAGUAUUUUUUGAUAAAGCUAAACAUGAAAUCACUACUCUAAAAAUAGUAGGACCAGAAGAAAACCUAAGUCAAGCUGAAGCCAGAAACAUGGGAAUGGAUUUUUGCCGUCAGGAUGAAAACUGUGAAUAUUACUUUAGUGUGGAUGCAGAUGUUGUUUUGACAAAUCUAAGGACUUUGAAAAUUUUGAUUGAACAAAACAGGAAGAUCAUUGCUCCUCUUGUAACUCGUCAUGGAAAACUGUGGUCCAACUUCUGGGGGGCCUUGAGUCCUGAUGGAUACUAUGCUCGAUCUGAAGAUUAUGUGGAUAUUGUUCAAGGGAAUAGAGUAGGGAUAUGGAACGUCCCAUAUAUGGCUAAUGUGUACUUAAUUAAAGGAAAGACCCUCCGAUCAGAGAUGAAUGAAAGGAACUACUUUGUUCGUGAUAAACUGGAUCCUGAUAUGGCUCUUUGCCGAAAUGCUAGAGAAAUGACUUUACAAAGGGAAAAAGACUCCCCUACUCCGGAAACAUUCCAAAUGCUCAGCCCCCCAAAGGGUGUUUUUAUGUACAUUUCUAAUAGACAUGAAUUUGGAAGACUAUUAUCAACUGCUAAUUACAAUAUUUCCCAUUUUAACAAUGACCUCUGGCAGAUUUUUGAAAAUCCUGUGGACUGGAAGGAAAAGUAUAUAAACCGAGAUUACUCAAAGAUUUUCACUGAAAAUAUAGUUGAACAGCCUUGUCCAGAUGUUUUUUGGUUUCCUAUAUUUUCUGAAAAAGCCUGUGAUGAAUUGGUGGAAGAAAUGGAGCAUUAUGGCCAGUGGUCUGGAGGGAAGCAUCAUGAUAGCCGUAUAUCUGGUGGCUAUGAAAAUGUCCCAACCGAUGAUAUCCACAUGAAGCAAAUUGGCCUGGAAAAUGUAUGGCUUCAUUUUAUCCGGGAGUUUAUUGCGCCUGUCACACUGAAAGUCUUUGCAGGCUAUUAUACUAAGGGAUUUGCACUCUUGAAUUUCGUAGUAAAAUACUCCCCUGAAAGACAGCGCUCCCUUCGCCCUCAUCAUGAUGCUUCUACAUUUACCAUCAACAUUGCACUCAAUAAUGUGGGAGAAGAUUUUCAGGGAGGUGGAUGCAAAUUUCUAAGGUACAAUUGCUCUAUUGAGUCACCAAGGAAAGGCUGGAGUUUCAUGCAUCCAGGGAGACUCACCCAUCUGCAUGAAGGACUUCCUGUUAAAAACGGAACAAGAUACAUCGCUGUGUCAUUUAUAGAUCCCUAAGUUAUUUUCUUUUCAUUGAAUUGAGUUUUCUUUUGGAAUGGAUGACUGGCAUGAACAUGCCUUUGAAGUUGUCCUUGAGAAGAUGAGAGGAAUAUUUAAAUAACUUCCACAAAACAACUUCACUUUAGGCCAAACAUUUGAAAAACUUUUCCUAAAAAGAUUGUUUGAUAUUUCUAAAUGUCUGCUCUGAGCCUUAAAACACAGAUUGAAGAAGAGAAAGGAAAAAAAAAAUGUAAAAGCAAUUAUUUAUUUCUAUGCCUUAUUGUCUCUGAGAAUAAUGACAGUUUUCUGAAUUUGUGUUUUAGUUGAUUCAGGUACAGAUGUACAAGUGACAAAUGAAACUAAUAAUAUUUUCUUAUUAAAAGAGUGGGAAGAGUUUUGUUUAUCAGCAUGUAGACAAAAUGGAUAUAAAUGAAAAUUUCAAGUUUUGAAAUUCAGGAAAACUGGAGUUCUAACUGAAUUUGUAUGCAACUAAUUGCAUAAGUACUUUCUUUGGCCACCUAUAUUGGGACGUUUUUUGGUGGUUAUUGAAGGAAUAUGAGGAACAAUAUAUAAUACAAUGUUUUUCCUCAAGAAACUUAGCACAGAAUACAACUGAAGUGCAUAUCCAGUGGAAAACAUUUUUGUUUAGAUUGUUAGAUUGUUUUUUACAUUUGCCUUAGAAAUCAAGCCUUAUGGUCCUUCAGAUAAAUUUUCCAAGGUGGAUUAGAUUAAGUAGAUGUUAGAUUUAGGAAAGCUUUCAAGUCUUUUGAUUUCUUCAAAAGUACAUCAAGCAUCAACUUAAGAUCAUCAAGUGUCCUUAAGUCAAGACAGGGUCAUUUUUAAUUCUAGAAAAUGAGGAAAAGGAAAAUUUCAUUGAUAUUUAGUAGUAACACGUGAUUUUUUUUAAAUAAAACUCUAAGUACUUGAAUUUUGUAUCAGGAAAAUAAAGUUGGUGAGCCUUUGUUCUUCCCUUUUACCUUCUGUCUUCCUCCUUAUUCUUUUUUUCAGGAGGGUGAUUCACUUUUUUGUCUUCACAGCAUAGUCUCCAUUUUAUCCUUCUUACUGUUUUUUAUUACUUUUCUUUUAUCCCACUUUCAAAAAAUUCCCCGACACAAACAAUUUUGUGACUUGAUUUUUUCACCAUUAUUCUGAGUGAGGUUUAAAUAUUCUCAUUGUAGCUACUGUUUUUAAUUUAAAGGUUAAACUUGAAAACAAAGUUUUAAGUCAUGGUGCCAAAUUUCAUUUUUCUAACACUGUGUGUUAGAAAAUUAUGAAAAAUAAAAUAAUUUAAACUGUUUCUGUUCUCUUUAUUAUUGGUCAUUUAUGUUUAGAAGAGAAUGAUGGUGGAGUGGACUGAAAGAAUAUCUAGAUAGAAUAAGCUGUGAUUUUAUUUUGCUUGGUAUGUUUACUGAUAUCCAAACUAAAUGAACUCUAUUUAUUGAAUUUCUAAUUGAAUUAUAGUAUCUUCCAUUUCAGACUUACUAGGGAGUUCAUCUGAUUUAUUUCACAAGUGAGAAAAUAGACAAAACAUUUGUUUAUUUUGUAUUUAUUUAUUCAGUGGUGUUUUUCAAGUCCCUACUAUGGUCCAGGCACUGGCCCAGUCACUAAAAAUGUGGUGAACAAGAUGUUAUAAUUACUGAGAGAUGGAUUUAGGAGAUAAAGUGUUGUAAUUCUACCUUGUUUCUGCUCUUUAGUGGCACUUCAUAUCCAAUAAUUUCUACUAUCCAUCAGUUUGGUAGAAUACAUUUUAUUAAUUAUUUGUGAAUUAUACUAUUGUACUUCAAGGAUGCUCUUCUAAAUAUGUACUGCUAUGUCAUGGAUACCAACCAUUCAGAACAGACUUUGGUUAUAAAAAAUAGUUCUACUAGUGUAAGCCAGCUUAAUGUCCCUUGUGGUACACUUGACAUGAAAGACAUAAGUAGAUCCUAAUUCUUUACAUUUGUGGGUGAUGAUUUAUAGUAACUAUUUUAAUCUCAUGCCAUGUUUUCAGAAAUUGAAUGAAGGCAACCAACUGAGCAUAUUUUCUAUGUUCCCCCUCAUCCCAGGCUUCUUGAAAUGAUAUGAAGUGUACUCUUAAAAAGAACAAGUCAUGAUUAGUGAGAGUGUGACAAAUGCCCAUAGGUAGAUAAAAAAUUUGGGAGAUGGAAAACAGACAGGAUUAGAUGGAUAGAGGAAGCUGUAACCUGACACAUGUUCAGCUUUGGCAACCAAUAAUCUGUUCUCUGUUUCUGUGAGUUCAGUUUUUUUUUGUUGUUGUUUAAUUCCAUAUACAAGUGAGAACACACUUAUAUGUCUUUGUCUGAUUUACUUCACUUACUACAAUGCUCUUGAGCCUCAUCCAUGUGGUCACAAAUGGCAAUAUUCUUUUUCAUGGUUGAAUUAUAUUCCUCCUCUUGCGAAUGUGUGCACGUGUGUGUGUGUGUUUACACAUCAUAUUUUCCAUUUUCUUUAACCAUUCAUCGAUUAAUAGACACUUUAGGUUGUUUCUGUAUCUUGGCUGUUGUAAGUAAUGCUUCAGUGAACAUGGGAGUGCAAACAACUUUUGGGGGUAAUGAUUUUGUUUCCUUUGGAUAUAUUCUCAGAAGUGGAAGAUCAUAUCAUUGCAACUCUUAAUUUUUUGAGGAACUAAAAUCUUUUACUAUGAAAAUAUAUUUGUGUACUAAUUUUUAAUUUAAAGAAAGAUAAAAACAGUAGAAAGAAGCAAUCCUAUUUGUAAUUUAAUUUGAGUAAAGGAAGUGUAUUAAUGACAAUAGUAAGUAUUGGUGACUGUGGGUACAUGUAUAUGAGUGUGUGUGUUGUUUGUGUGUAUACAUAUUUUACUGAAGGGUUUAAAUGCUAAUGUUGUCUAGUUCUUAAUUGCAUAGGAAUCAAUGUGAAUAUUUUCCCUGAGUAUGGAUACUAUUUCAAUAUGUUAAUUUUGUUCCCUUUGCUUUAUUUUUGAAAAAUACUAGCACUUUAUCUUUUUUGGUAACUUACCUAACAGAUCUAGCACCUUUCUAGAGAAUAAACAUGGAAAACGA